AUGGUAAGCAUUGUUGAACAAGCAGCAGCGAGGAGAAGUAGAAGAAUUGCUGAGAGGAGAAGAGGUGAAAUUCCUGAACAGUUACAGAUGCAAGAAGGAAACGAUCAAAGAAAUGAAGUUCCAAUUGGACCUCAGCGUGAACCAGAACAAAACAAUGUCAUUGAUUAUGAUAGAGUAAAAAGGCGUAUAGAAGAUGAAGAACGUGUGAAUCUAAUACGUCAAAAUGAUGAUCUAAGAGAGGAAAACAUGAGAUUGCAAGAACAGAGAUCAAGGAGUACAACACGAACUGGUUCAAUAUCAAGGAAGAGUAGAAGUUCAUCAAGGCAAAGUAAAUCUAAUCGAAAAGAUAAUAGAGAAGUACAGCGUCUGAAUAAUAUUGAUGAAAACCAGCAAGCGUUACAAAAUAAAGGUGUUAGAAGGUAUGCAGAGCGAAGAUUUGUAGAUGACCGAUAUGAAUAUCCACGCCAAGGUAAUCGCACAAGAGCAAGAUUAAGAAAUAACAGACAAGAAAGUCCAGGUGAACGUCAUGGCACACAAUAUGAUCAAGAAAGUGAAGAAAAUUACCCAGAACAAGGGAUAAUGAUAUUACAAGGAAGAGAAAUGUUGAGAAAUCAAUAUGAACAAGAAGAGGAAGCUGACCGUGCAAGAGCUGAUAGAGAAAGACGUAGGAGGCGAAGAGAAGACGUUGAAGAAAGAGAGAUCCAAGAGGAUAUGCGUCAGAACAAUCGAGAUAAUAGAAUAAUCCAAGCAAUACUAAAAAGACCUAUGCAUCAAGAUUUGGACCAAACAAUGAGUGAAAAUAUUCUUAGAGAAAUGGCGGAAAUAAGAGAAAUGAUGAUGGCGCGAAAAUAUGAUGGAAGGAGAAAUUUGGACGAAGCAAUAGAAGAAGCAGGACAAACACCAAGACAAAAACAACUUGCAAUUAUACCUACCAAGUGUUGUUUACCUGUUUUCACUAACAUACUUGAUGAAAGUACGUGUGCGAUACAACAUAUAAGAGCAUAUAGCAGAUCUUUGUUGCAAUGGGAAGAAAAUGAUGCAGUAUUGUGUAAGUUAGAGCAUAUAUAG
This is a messenger RNA of Papaver somniferum (opium poppy), 1068 nucleotides long. RefSeq names its product apical junction molecule-like. The transcript has 2 exons. Bases 1 to 1068 code for a protein of 355 amino acids. Lineage: Eukaryota; Viridiplantae; Streptophyta; Magnoliopsida; Ranunculales; Papaveraceae. The record is from RefSeq and is a predicted model, not a curated record.